Nerophis lumbriciformis (worm pipefish) is the source of this 4016-nucleotide messenger RNA. It is a transcript of the gene cracr2ab, whose product is annotated as calcium release activated channel regulator 2Ab. Lineage: Eukaryota; Metazoa; Chordata; Actinopteri; Syngnathiformes; Syngnathidae. The record is from RefSeq and is a predicted model, not a curated record. Gene Ontology annotation, molecular function: GTP binding; GTPase activity; calcium ion binding.
ACAGAACCUCCUCGGCUGACACGGCCACAAAACGGCUCCACACGUCGUGGGUGUAGAACUCCACAGUGUGAGCGUUGGCGAUGCUCAGAGUUGCACCUAAAAACCGAGUGACUUUAUCUAUUCGUUUCUGGACCUCCGUGAGGUCGAUCGAGAACGGAAUCAUGUUGAAAAACUGCAAAAUUCUAAGGUACUAACCGAUGGUUGCACACUUGGCAUCCAGAGAUGACCGUGGGGGGGCUGGAAAAGCCUGUGGGCCGCGUCCUCCUGGCAUCACAUGGGUGCAAAUAACUUUCAUCAAGCGAGGCCAGAAUUGCUCAAAGGCUUGUGUCGCUCCUUCCUUGCUGCUGUGGCCAUCACUUAGGACGAGCAUGGCUGGCCAGCAGGACAGCAGGAGGACCAACGGCUGGGGUCACAUCGCCCUGCUGGACAAGACCAGGGAGUUCUUCCAGACGUGCGAUGUGGAGAGUAAAGGCUUCAUCACGCGCACUGACAUGAGGAGGCUCCACAGGGAGCUGCCGCUGUCUGCUGAGGAGCUGGAGGACGUCUUUGACUCCCUGGACACGGAGCACAGUGGAUACCUCACGCUGGAGGCCUUCUCUUCUGGAUUCAGUCAGUUCCUUCAAGGCCGGCGGAUUUCGAUGCCCGACGAGCCGAACCAGGCAACCGGUUCAGGGUUCAGAACCAAGGAGGCCCUCUACCAGAGCCAAUGGGAAGCCAAGCUGUCGGGCGGCGAAGACGAGGAAGAGCACUUCUGUAUGCUGCUGGAGAGCUUGGGAGCGAGUCAUGUGUUUGAGGACCCGGACGAGGUGCGCAGCCUGUGGGCUCAGCUCAAGCGGGACGAGCCUCACCUGCUGUCCAACUUUGAGGAGUUCCUCGCCAGGGUCACCCAUCAGAUUAAGGAGGCCCACCAGGAGAAGCGAGAGAUGGAGAGCGCCCUCCAGAGGAAGGCGGCAACGCACGACAGUGAGAUCCGACAUCUGUACGAGGAGAUGGAGGCGCAGAUCAAAACGGAGAAAGACAAGCUCCUGCUGAAGGACUCAGAACGCCUCCAGUCACGGAGCCAGGACUUGGAGCACCAGCUGUCUUCCAAGGAGAAAGAGCUGGAGCAUCUUUUCCAGAAGCAGAAGAGGUUGGAGAUGCAGUGCCGCGAGCUGAACAGCGAGAAGCAGGAGAGCCACGUGGAGAACGUCAAGCUGAAGACAACCAACGACGAGCUGUCGCGAGCGUUGGAGACCACCAGCCAGGAGCUGCUGGUUGCCCAGGAGCAACUGACCAUGCUGCAGGAGCAGGCGGCCAGGCUGCACCAGGAGAAGGAGAUGGAAAUGUACCGAGUCACAGAAGGACUCCAGAGAGAGAAGCAAAGCCUGAUGAAGCAACUUGACCUCCUCAGAGAGAUGAACAAACACUUGAAGGACGAUCGGGACAUACGUAGUGGAGUGCCGAGAACAUCCCUGAGAAAGAAGCAGAAGCAGAGAGCAGGCCUGACCAACAUAUUUGACGACAGCAGCCAGCCUGUGAAAAGAUCUCCUGUGGUGCUGGAGGGCUCCUACCAGUCUCUGGAGGCCUUGCCUGUAGAGCACCUUCAAAUCGUGUUUGUUGCUUCCUCCUCCUGUAGUGAGGACGACGCAACCGCUGCCAUCAACUCCUCGGGGAUGAAGAAGAGCGUUGGGUUGUCCAACGGCUACAUGGGCCCUGCCCCAGCUAAGGUUCACAACAUGAGGACCAAAGCCAAGAAGGCCAUCGCCAGGUCCUCCAGCUUGAGGAGGACCGCCAGGGAGCGGGCCAAGAGGCCGGAGGCGGAGAGGAAGACAGACGUCGGGGGUGAGGAGCUGGACGCACCCCCGGGCGGGUGGCCUUUGAGGCGCGUCAUCUCCAUCGAAGAGGACCACCUGCCCCACCUCCUCCAAGGUGGACCCCAGCUGUUGCUGCACCAGCUCAGCGAGGAAGAGGAUGCGGAGGAAGCGCAGCGCGAUUUGGACUCCAGCGUCAUCAUGGCGACGCAGUCACAGAAGCUCCAGUUAUUCCGAAAAAAGACCCCCAUGUCGCCACGGGGGCAACCUGUGGGAAAGGAGACCCAGCAUGCAGAAGAGGCGCCCUUGCUGGGGCCGAGCCGCCUCUUUAAAGUGGUCCUGGUGGGAAACUCCAGCGUGGGUAAGACGUCACUUCUGCGCUCCUUCUGCGAGGGACAUUUCCACCCGUCCACCACGGCCACUGUGGGGAUUGACUUCAGCGUGAAGAUCUUAACCCUCAACAAUAUGCAAAUAGCCAUGCAGCUGUGGGAUACGGCAGGUCAAGAGAGGUACCGCAGCAUCACCAAGCAGUUCUUCCGCAAGGCCGACGGCGUGGUGGUGAUGUACGACGUCACGAUGGACGAGAGCUUCAAGGCCGUGAGUCCGUGGCUCGCCAACGUCAAGGAUGCUGCAGGAGAAGGGGUCCAAAUCCUGCUGCUGGGCAACAAGAUGGACAUGGACUCAGACAGGGAGGUGUCCUUAAAAGAGGCAGAACAACUGGCUCAGGAGAGCAAGGUGAUGUUCUACGAGGUCAGCGCUUACACGGGAAAGAACGUGACCGAGUCCCUCACUCACCUGGCCAGAGUGUUGAUGGAGCAAGAGGACAAGGUUCGAGACACCACUGUCCUUCUGAGCGCUCAGCCCUUAAGGAAGAAAGCCUGCUGCAAGUGAAGAUGUGGAGGUCGACUUUUGACUUGCACGUUAAGCAAAGAGUCAGACAUUAGGAAGUUUGUGUCCUGCAAAUUACGGACUUGUGCUAAUUUCUUUUUUUUUGGAAGGUGGUGGAUAUACAGCAAUUUGCAGAAUUUGAGGCGGUGGACUUCAGGGGAAGGGGAGCAUCUUGAGAAAAAUUAGGAAAAUCAAGCAUAUAAUGUUUAUGUUGCAUUGUAGAACAGCUGCUUUUGAAGUGUGAGGCACAGGACUUCACAGGAGGUAUGGUAGCUUGUCAAAAUAAAGAAACAUUUAUUCAUUAAAACAUAAAAAAUAUUUCCUUCAGACAAAAGAUAUCUUUAGAAAAAAACAACUAUUUUUUGUCAAAAAUAUUAUACCUUAAACCUUAAUAAAAAAUAUUAAUAUGAUUUUUUUCCAUCAAUUCUUUUUCCCCCUUAUAUAUAAUUGGGGUGUCUCAAUCCGAUAUUUAUAACGGACAUCGUAACAAGUAUGGUAUUAUAUGUGUGACAUAAUGUGCGAUACAAGCAGUGUGUUUACAAAAGGUAAACAUGACAGGUAUAGGCUACUAGGAGCUUGCAUCUACACAACAGCUAAGCACACAAUAGCACACAAGCUCGACAUGCGUAAUAAGUGUCCUUCAUUGAAAAUAUUGCAGUCUAAAACAGUACAUUUGUCAAUAUAAACAAGUAUCAAAUAAUUAUAGUUACAUAUUACUUACUCAUACAAAGUCUCCAAGUAAGAAAAGUGUUAGAAAGUAUCCAGCAACUAACGUGUCUGCAUCACAAGCUUAAGAAUUAUUAUUCCACUUCAAUUUAAAGCCAGCAUAAGUCCACUUCAGACGAUUAAUAAACAGGUUAGUGUUUUUCAUGUCUACCAUAGCUCUCUGUUUGACUAAUUUCACUUGAUCAAUCCUUUUCUAACAUUCCACACUCAAAACUAAUAAAAGUAUGUCUGAGUCCUGCUGAUGUCAUAUCGGGUUAAUAGUGGUAUCGCAUCGGAAGUGAAUAAGUUGUAUUGGGACACCCCCUAAUAUUUCUUGUUAUUCUUUAUCAUACUUACGCUGCUGAAGUCCUCCAUCUCACAUGAAAAGUGUAGUUGUCCAGUAAGAUGCUAUCACUACCUUGUUUUCUUUUGUAAAAUUGCAGAAUCACGCCAUAGGUUGAUUUUAUUUAAAAACAUGUUAUUAAUAUUACGGUUAUGUUAGAAUCAGCUUAAUUUUUCAUGUAAUCACAUAUUUGAUACUGAUGCCAGGACGAAUAAAAGAAUUUGUCAUGUAGUUGAAAUGAAAACCCGUUGGAAAAGGGGCUUUACUCUCCACUGUUUAAUUCACCUUUU